UGUAACCGUAACAAUCCAAUCCAAGGAAGCAAUAUAAAUUUGCGACGUGGCAGGCAGACAGUCACUCAGGCAAAUGAGUGAGUGGCGAUGGCAGUAGUAGCAGCAGCAGCAGCCGUUGGAGUGAGGUGCUCAUCGCCGCCUCUUCUGCCUCGCAAAUUCAAAUCAUCGGAGACUUCUCCGUUUCCUUAUAGAAAUAGAAUCCAUGCAUCGUUGUUUUGGGGACCUGCCAAACGGAAUAGCAAUAACAUCUCUUCUUCUUCUUCUCACCAACAAAAGUUCACUUUCACUCUCUCCUCCGAGAAAGUGAUAACUGUUUCCUUUGUAUCUUCAAUCUCAGAUAUUCCAUCCACCGAAUGGGACGCCUGUGCACUCGACGCUACCGGCCACGACAAGUUCAAUCCAUUCCUCUCCCACGCUUUUCUAUCCACCUUAGAGCUUUCUGCUUCUGCUGUCAAGGAAAAAGGAUGGACUCCACAUCACAUCGUUGCUAAAGAUGAAGAAACCAACCACAUCCUCGCUGUUGUCCCUCUCUAUCUCAAGACCCAUUCAUAUGGUGAAUUCGUUUUUGAUCAUUCAUGGGCCAAUGCUUACUAUAAUUAUGGAUCCGCUUAUUACCCAAAGUUACAAUCUUGUGUGCCCUUCACCCCAGUCACCGGUCCAAGGAUCUUACUUCGUGACACUUCUAUCAAAAAUCACGUUUUUGAUUUUAUUCUCUCCGCAAUGAAGGAUCUCACUGCCAAAUCUCAGCUUUCAUCUUUACACGUCACUUUCCCCUCUGAAAAUGAAUGGCACAAAUUCACUCAAAAAGGUUUCCUCCCCAGAAUUGGAAUGCAGUAUCACUGGAACAACCGCAACUACAAAUCUUUUGAUGACUUCUUGAUGGACAUGAAGCAUAAUAAGAGAAAAAAGAUACGUCAAGAGCGAAAGAAGGUUGCAGCUCAGAACUUGAUUAUGAAACGCCUCCGGGGUUAUGAAAUAAAGGCAAGGCACUGGGAUUCUUUCUAUACCUUUUACAGGAACACAACUGAUAACAAAUGGGGUACUCCUCACCUGACAAGGGAAUUUUUUCAUGAGAUGGGAUCAAAAAUGGGAGAUCAGGUACUACUUAUUGUUGCUGAAGAUGGGGAUGAACUAGUUGCUGGUGCCCUAAAUCUUAUCGGAGGAGAUACUUUGUUUGGGCGUCUAUGGGGGUGUCAGCCACAAACUUACUAUCCAUUUUUGCAUUUUGAAGCAUGUUAUUACCAGGCAAUUGAAGCAGCGAUUGAACUCAAUCUUAAAACAGUAGAAGCAGGAGCUCAGGGUGAACAUAAGAUUGAGCGUGGAUAUCUUCCUGUGACAACAUAUAGCUGCCAUUACCUUAUUGAUGAAGAAUUUAGGAAAGCUAUAGAAGAUUUUUUAGUUCGUGAAUCUUCUCAGGUGAAGCUUGUUAUAAAACUCUUGCGUGAUUCUGGUCCUUUCAAGGAAGGUGUCCUGUAGAAAGUAUACACAUGGGCAAUGUUGAUUCAAAUUUGUAAAUAUAUAUGGUUUUUAAUGCUAGGAAUGUAUGUAUAGUGGAUUCAGUGGCCAUUAAUUAAUACAGUAUUUGAUACCUUAGGCCAUCUGUUUGAAUAUUUUUGGAUUGUUUCAUCCUUUAAGUCCAAAUUUAAGAUGGAAGAAAGAGUGAAAUA
Molecule: messenger RNA, 1667 nt
Organism: Cicer arietinum (chickpea)
Lineage: Eukaryota; Viridiplantae; Streptophyta; Magnoliopsida; Fabales; Fabaceae
Source: RefSeq, a predicted model, not a curated record